Nematostella vectensis (starlet sea anemone) is the source of this 1461-nucleotide messenger RNA. RefSeq names its product melatonin receptor type 1B-B. The record is from RefSeq and is a predicted model, not a curated record. Gene Ontology annotation, molecular function: G protein-coupled receptor activity. Gene Ontology annotation, biological process: G protein-coupled receptor signaling pathway. Lineage: Eukaryota; Metazoa; Cnidaria; Anthozoa; Actiniaria; Edwardsiidae. The transcript has a single exon. Gene Ontology annotation, cellular component: membrane.
CCUUUCUUUGUACAGUAUUUGUUUGAAGACUUCUUUUAGGCUCUAAAAUACCUACCUCAAGAACUAGUCUCUAUGAUAAGGCACAACUGUUCUAACAAAUGGGUUAUUUGUAUAUUUUCUUUACUCCUCUGCCAUUUUAUUCAGCCUUUUUGAAAAUGACCAGUGAAAGAAGGAAAUCCAAAAGAGAUCACCUAAAAACUGAAAAAAAAAAUGUUUUUUUGAGUGAGUUGAGACAGUGCCGCAUGACUAAAAUUAAUUACCCAAUUUCCGUUCUGUUACAACCGCAAAACAAACAAGGCAUUAAUUACACUGGUAAUAAAAACUGAGAAGAAUAAAAGCAAAGCUCGGCUUAUUUUCAUUCUGAGCGAAGGAGAAGUAAGCGUCGUGGGUAUGAAUAGCUCGUCAGAUUCUGGAAAGCAUCUGUACAACGUUUCCACAACAUCGCAUGUCGCGCUGGAAGUGAAGAUGGCGCACGAAUUGCUGGAGAGACCGGUUGGGGUGAUUGUGAUGGAGGCUGGGACUUUCCUUCUAGUCGCGGUAAUCGCCUUCCUGGGUAAUGCACUUAUCUGCCUUGCCAUGUAUCGUAACCGCAGCCUUAGGCGGGUGACGAAUAUCUUCGUGCUGAGCUUAGCGAUCUCUGACAUGUGUAUGGCAUGCUUCUGUAUGCCUGUCUCUAUUGGCAUUCUCAUGCGCGGAAAAUGGGUCUACUCUCAGUCUUCAGUGUGCGAGUUCCAAGCUUUCUUCAUAUACGUUCUCGCGGGAGUUUCCUUGUAUACAAUGGCAGUAACCGCGGCAAAUCGCUAAUACAAAGUCGUCAAGCCUCGAAUAUACCCCCAGUUGUUCACGAUGAAGCUAACCGUUGCUAUCAUAGUGACUGUUUGGAUUCUGAUUGGAUCCCUCAUCGGUGUUCUUAUGGGCAUCAAGUGGCUUCGUGUUAAAUACGAAUCCGCCAAAGCAUCCUGCGUCAUGUUUGCCGACCUUGGAACUAAACCGUUGACAUACGCAUAUCAAGUCUUCGCCUUCCUUGUCUUUUUCAUCAUCCCCUCAACAUUCAUCACUCGCUGUUAUCGUCAAGUCUUUAAAGCAGUUCGUCGACAUGAAGAGAACAUUGCGAAAACGUUAAAGAAUAGAUCGUUUGUUGGGAGCGCAGACGAAGUCAAGAUGACCAAGACGUUGUUUCUCGUCGUACUGGCGUUCGCAUCGUGCUGGUCUCCCGUGAUUGCAUACGAGAUGAUCUUAAUUUCAAGCAACAUGUUUGGGUUUCUUGAUCGCCUCCCGAGGCAAAUCCACCUUGUUUGGCUGUACUUUGGCACGCUUAGUAGUGCGGUCAAUGCGUUUAUUUACGGUGCUAUGAAUAGGGCGUUUAGGAGAGAGUUUAUCGCCAUUUUCACGUGCAAUAAGAGAACGCAAAUUACACCUUUCUCUGGUACUGUUACGACGCUUACCAACAUGGUGCGCUGA